AGCCACAAGUCUUUCCGCACCAAGCAGAAGCUUGCGAAAGCGCAGAAGCAGAACCGCCCCAUCCCUCAGUGGAUUCGUCUCCGAACGAACAACACCAUCCGAUACAACGCUAAGCGACGACACUGGCGCAAGACCCGUAUCGGCCUAUAAACGACUCGCCCCUCCAUCUUCCCUCUCUUUUUCAAAAUCAGUUCAACUUCAACAAAAACGGCACGGGAAUGGAUAUUACGAACGGCGGGCGGAUCUAGGU
This is a messenger RNA of Aaosphaeria arxii CBS 175.79, 250 nucleotides long. RefSeq names its product ribosomal protein L39e. Gene Ontology annotation, cellular component: ribosome; cytosolic large ribosomal subunit. Gene Ontology annotation, biological process: translation. Lineage: Eukaryota; Fungi; Ascomycota; Dothideomycetes; Pleosporales. The record is from RefSeq and is a predicted model, not a curated record. The transcript is spliced from 2 exons. Gene Ontology annotation, molecular function: structural constituent of ribosome. The annotation marks the transcript as partial.